Messenger RNA from Stomoxys calcitrans (stable fly), 1314 nucleotides. RefSeq names its product putative gustatory receptor 59f. Gene Ontology annotation, cellular component: neuronal cell body; axon; membrane. Gene Ontology annotation, biological process: sensory perception of taste. NCBI's taxonomy places the organism in Eukaryota, Metazoa, Arthropoda, Insecta, Diptera, Muscidae. The record is from RefSeq and is a predicted model, not a curated record. The transcript is spliced from 4 exons. Bases 1 to 1314 code for a protein of 437 amino acids.
AUGAAACAACAGCAGCAGCAUUCGUUUAAGACCAUCUCCAACUUCCAGCUAAUGGUUUCUAACCUGGGACGCAAUUCAAAGAUAAAAAAUGAUGUCGAGCAUGAAAAAUCUGUUGGAGAUCAGCGGCGACAAUUCGAGAUACGUCUCUACAACACUACCCACAAAUUGCUCACAAUAUCACAGAUUUUCCUAAGUGCUCCCACGGCUGUGCAAAAACCGAAGAUCAGAGCGGGCCUUAAGGAUAAAAUCCUCUACGCUAUACAUCUGGUGUGGAGUGUAUGUAUUUACAUUGGUCUUGCUGCCUGCAUCUACGAUGAGUCUACCUCUUCAAAUGCAGACUUGCCCACGGUGCAGAAGCCUCUGUACUUUAGUGAAUAUCUGGUGUACCUUAUCCACAUAUUAGAGAUUGUUUGUCGAACCUAUAGGGGCCGUGAGAAAUUCUGGAUCUUCUUUGCCCUCAUUAUAGAUUUCGAUUGCGGAUUGUUCGAUUUGCAAACACCCAUUAGCUACCGCAGCCUAAGUUGCUUCCUUCGUACGCAUUUGUUGCUAAUUGUAUUGCACCUCUUGAGUACCUUCAUUGUGGGCUUCUUCUACAGCGAUGGCAUUUGGCUGAGUUUCUUUCGCACCAGCAUCGUCUACUUGCUGCCAAAUGUGAUCAUUCACAUAUCCCUAAUCCAUUAUUAUGGCCUGCUUUUUGUAAUCGCCGAGCGUUCGGAGAAGUUAUACGCUCUACUCAGACAACUUCUGGCCGACUCCAAACAACUGCAGCUGCAGCAGAGUUCCAUAUUUCGCAUUAGAUUACACCUGUUACGUUCCCUUUAUGCCAAACUAGAACAACUUACUCGGGAUGUCAACGAUGCCUUCUCCUACUCCAUCGUGUUGGUCUAUGUGGGCUCAUUCAUCAACAUUAGCAUCAAUAUUUUUCUGCUGUACAAAUACUUCAGUGCCUGGAAUACUGCAGGUCUGGCAUGGACCGGCUACUCGGCCGUUUGGACUUGCAUGCAUAUUGCCAAAAUGAGUUUGAUUUUGUACUACAAUGAAGAUAUACAAAAUAAGAAAACCCAAGCUCUACAUUUAUUGAGCACUUUUCGAUAUGAAGAUAUGGCCCUAGAACCUCCGGUCAGGCAUUUUAUGCUUCAGCUUAUGUCUGAUACACGUAGCAACGUUAUUUGUGGAAUGGCUGCAUUAAAUUUGAAUUUCAUCACAUCGAUUCUAGUGGCUACCUCGACAUUGUUCAUAUUUUUGGUACAAUACGAUAUCACAUUCGAAGCUCUUGCAAAAGCUCAAAACUCUGGGAAAUCUACGGGUGGAUAG